AUGCCGCAGUCCAUGAAGGAGACGUUAGCACAGUGCUUCCCUGCUUUCAAGUACAUUUACACAAAGGAAAUGAAUGGGACUGACCCAAUAGAGAUGACGCCCAUGCUCAGCACCUUCCAGACUCCGGAGCUAGCCAUUCUUAACACCCUCUCGAUGUCGCUCGGAGACUUCAAUUUUGUGGAUACCAUCAUUGGACCACUCACCGACGACAAUCGUCUCACAAUGCAUUUUCCCGAGGUCACUCUCAUCAUGUUUGUCAUUUUUCUCCUCUUCGCGCCAAUGACCCUGACCAACCUUCUCGUAAGUCAGCAUAUUACGGCUAUGAGUCCCUCAAGUGUAAAAUAG
Messenger RNA from Hydatigera taeniaeformis, 345 nucleotides. The record is from the annotation of a GenBank genome assembly. Lineage: Eukaryota; Metazoa; Platyhelminthes; Cestoda; Cyclophyllidea; Taeniidae.